AUGUCGUACUCACAAUGUCCUGCUGUCCAGACACCAGUAGCUAGGAGUCCAUUCACAACCAUUACCGUUCCGACCAAUCUCAUUAUAACCCCCAUCGACAGUCCUCCCGGUCUCAUCGAAAAAGCAGCCAUUCACCAAAAGCCCAGCGAAAUUCACACUGGUAUUCUUGAUAGCUGCGAUUUACUCACGGUAGAGGACAAAACGGCAUCCUACAAUCUGCGCAGUGGUACAGAGCCACUUAUGGCCUAUGACCUCUCCGAUCGCAGAUGGACUGGAGGACGCCUUUACCGCCACGACCUCGAGUCUUUUUUCUAUGCACUGUUAUGUCUUUGUUCGCGGUACAAGGGUCCUGGAGAGCAGGUGGAUGUCUCUGACAAGCCACUUCCAUAUGAUUCUUGGUUCACGGGAACCUAUGAACAAGUACGGCUCACGAAAAGGGAUUUGGUCACCAAAGGCACAGUCAACUUUACGAUCACACCCUUUUUUCGAGACUUCACUUCAUGGCUGAUUGAGAUGCACAAUUGUCUUGUUUGCGGUAAUAUAUCUAGGGAAGUGUUUAACCUGGCGCGUCUAAGGGCGACCGUCAUCAGCGAUGGCUCGACAGCGUUUGACGAUGAGACGCUUGGUGGCCACUUCACCUAUGCCCGUGUUAAGGAGAUUAUGUUGGCCUUCACGGAACUCAGCUGGAGGCACAAACUGCCACAUAGGGAUACAUGCGGGGGACAUGCAGACAAUAGACAUUGGAUUUCUUGA
Messenger RNA from Marasmius oreades (fairy-ring Marasmius), 753 nucleotides. RefSeq lists its product as uncharacterized. NCBI's taxonomy places the organism in Eukaryota, Fungi, Basidiomycota, Agaricomycetes, Agaricales, Marasmiaceae. The transcript has a single exon. The record is from RefSeq and is a predicted model, not a curated record. The coding region runs from base 1 to 753 and encodes 250 amino acids.